Messenger RNA from Harpegnathos saltator (Jerdon's jumping ant), 1909 nucleotides. Its product is annotated as protein I'm not dead yet-like. The transcript has 8 exons. Gene Ontology annotation, biological process: citrate transport; transmembrane transport; succinate transport. NCBI's taxonomy places the organism in Eukaryota, Metazoa, Arthropoda, Insecta, Hymenoptera, Formicidae. Gene Ontology annotation, molecular function: succinate transmembrane transporter activity; citrate transmembrane transporter activity. The record is from RefSeq and is a predicted model, not a curated record. Gene Ontology annotation, cellular component: plasma membrane.
AUGCAGAUGCGUAUGCAACAAAUCGGCCAUUUCUUCAAGCUGUAUUGGCGAAUGGUUUUCGCGAUUCUUUGGGCUCUGUUACCGCUGCCCGCCCUCAUAAUGUACAAUUAUCCGAAAAUUGCCGCGACAUCCCCCGAGGCGCCUCGAAUUCGUCAACGCGCCCCGCGCGUUCAGGUCGAUCCGAUUUAUUUGGACCUGUUGCGCCCGCAGGAAAGCAGGUGCGCCUACAUCAUGUUCCUGAUAGGCGGUUACUGGGUGACGGAGUGCAUGCCGGUCGGCAUCACGUCGCUGAUACCGAUAGUGCUGUUCCCGCUGUUCGGCAUCCUCAGCACCCAGGAGACGUGCGUGUGCUACAUGAACGACACCAUCAUGGUCUUUAUCGGCGGUCUGAUCCUCGCAAUCGCCACCGAGCACUCCAAUCUGCAUCUGCGGAUCGCCCUGAUCGUGAUGAAGACGCUCGGCUGCAGCCACGCGAAAUUGCUCGGCGGUCUCUGCACCGUCACCACUUUUAUAUCCAUGUGGAUCGCCAACGCGGCCGCCACCGCCCUCAUGAUACCCAUCGUCUUCGCCGUUCUCCGCGAAUUGGAGAAGCAAGGACUCGCCAAGGUGUUCGACGUGCGGGAGGACCCGGAGCGUCCGGAUGCCGAGCCGUGACCGACGAAGUUGGCGAAGGCCUACCUGCUCGCGGCGGCGUAUUCGGCGACUUUCGGCGGCACCGGGACGAUCGUCGGCACCCCGACGAAUCUCGCCUUCAAAGGUAUCUACGAGUAUAACUUUCCCGGUGCCGAGCCCAUCGCCUUCGGCGACUGGAUUGUCGCGUCGUUCCCGCAGAUGGUCACCAACUCCUUCUUCCUGUGGCUGUACCUGCGAGUCGCUUUCCUGGGCUACCUGAGGCCUCGCAGUAAGGACGCGGAGAUGGCGAAGAUCGGCGAGGAAGGCGAGGCCAUCGCGAAUCAAGUGAUUGGCCAGAACCUCAAGAAUCUGGGACAUAUGACGUUUCACGAGACUUCCGUCGCCACGCUCUUCCUAGGCUGCGUGUUUCUGUGGAUCUUUCGAGCGCCCGGAUUUAUUCGCGGCUGGUCGGAGUUGUUGACGGAUAUAAACUUGGGGGACUCGGUGCCCGUGAUCUUUGUGUGCGUGUUGAUGUUCUUCAUCCCGAAGGAACCGGUCUUCGUGCGCUUCUACAGCAAGGACCCAUCCAAGCGGGCGACCGGGCCGUCCGAGGGUCUCAUCACCUGGGACGUGAUCCGCACCAAGUUGCCGUGGCGGCUGGUCUUCCUGUUGGGCAGCGGCUUCGCCAUCUCGAAGGCCAACAGCGUCUCGGGCUUCGCCAGGAGACUCGGCCAGGCUCUGAUGCCGUUGAAGGAACUGCCUCCUCUACUGAUGCUCACUCUCGUCCUGGUGUUCGUCAGCACGAUGACGGAGUUCACGUCGAACGUCGGCACGGCGAACAUACUUCUGCCGAUCGUCGCUCACAUGUGCUCGGCGAUGGAGAUACACCCGCUGUACCUGAUGAUGCCGGUGACCCUCAUGUGCUCGUAUGCCUUCAGACUGCCGGUCGCUACGCCGCCGAACGCGAUCGUCAGCAUCAGCGGCCACAUACCGACUAGCGCGCUGAUAGCAGCCGGCUGCUUCCCGGCGGUCUACAGCGUGAUCGUGCAGGUUAUCUUCUUCCCUACCUGGGGAGUCUUCAUCUACGGCAUCAGGGAAUUCCCCGACUGGGCGCGGAAGUCAUGAUCCGAUCUCGUCGCGCCGCAACGUCAUUGACAAUAACCGACCGUGAGAGGAGUAUUCUAUUAUCUGUCGCGCGUCUCGCGUCGUUGCAGUCGUAAUCGCGUCGCAACGACACAAUUAAACAUAAUUAAACGAGAUGUAUCGAAUAAUUAUUGUAACAUAAAUAAACGUUGAA